Molecule: messenger RNA, 1220 nt
Organism: Populus nigra (black poplar)
Lineage: Eukaryota; Viridiplantae; Streptophyta; Magnoliopsida; Malpighiales; Salicaceae
Product: protein TIFY 9-like
Exons: 6
Coding region: 147-734 (195 amino acids)
Biological process (GO): response to wounding; regulation of defense response; regulation of jasmonic acid mediated signaling pathway
Cellular component (GO): nucleus
Source: RefSeq, a predicted model, not a curated record
CCCCCCCCCCUCUCUCCCGCCCUUGCAUUUAAGAUUCAAGACAUUUACCAGCAUUUCCCAAUUUAAAUACCAAACCUUUCGUCUCAGCGUGCUCCGGAGAACACCAAAGUAUCUCAGCAGUUUUAGAGGAGAGGGAAAAAAAAAAAAUGUCCAGAGCAGCAGCUGUUGAACUCGAUUUUUUUGCCAUGGGUAAAGAGAACAAGUCGUCACCUUCCAAAUCCAAGUUUCUUAAUCGCCAAAGAAGCUUUCGAGAUAUUCAGAGUGCCAUUUCGAAAAUAAAUCCUGAGCUUUUAAAAUCCGUGAUUGCCUCUGGUUCUGCUGCCACCAAGACUACUCCGGAAAAUGGCAAUCAGUUCUCAAACAAGUCAUUCUCUGUGCCUUCCACUCCUAAACAGGAACAGCCUUCAUUUCCUGUUCUCCCUCUCUAUUCUCCUCUCCCAAGGCCUAAUAUGAUGAUCCCUCCCGAAACCGCCCCCUUGACUAUUUUCUACAAUGGAACCGUUGCCGUUUUCAAUGUCCCUCGACACAAGGCGGAGAACAUUUUGAAGCUUGCCGAGAAGGGAAUUUCCAAGACCAGUGCUGAACCAAUGACUGAUCCAAAAACUGAUCAACAGCAGCUUUUUGAGAGCCUUGAUGGAGAUCUGCCAAUUGCCAGGAGGAAAUCACUGCAGAGGUUUUUGGAGAAAAGAAAGGGGAGGUUGACUUCGGUGUCCCCGUAUGUUCGCAGCACCUAAGCGCGUUCUUAAUGCCGGAAGACCAUGAAGGACUCCUAUUGAUUCUAGGCUAGGCCUCAAGGCUACGAGACAAGAAACGCUACCAGAAUAAUUGUGUUUUCUCACCUUGUCUGCCUCUAAUUGGCCUUCCUCUUUUGACGGAUGGCUACAAGAUAGGUGGUACUAAUCUACAGAUAAAUUAUUAUUAUUAUUAUUAUUAGUGUUAUAUGGGCUUAGUAGGGUCCAUAUUUCUUUUCCGGAGUCACGUUUUAUUAAUUGUCCUUGUCUACCAGGCAAAACACUCGUUGCUCACCACCUUCGUUGUAGUUUCCUAUGGUCUUCGUGUCUCUUUGAGGCUAUUUUUUUAUUAUAUUUAAGAAGCUUGAAAUCACAUGUACACUGCUACUGACUCUUUUAUCGUUAGUGGGUUGUUUGAUUUUCUUUUGUCCUAAGAAGAUUCAAAAUCACUUGUACACGUGUCUUCGUUAGUGGGUUGUUCAUCACAUA